Molecule: messenger RNA, 1515 nt
Organism: Penicilliopsis zonata CBS 506.65
Lineage: Eukaryota; Fungi; Ascomycota; Eurotiomycetes; Eurotiales; Aspergillaceae
Exons: 9
Coding region: 138-1136 (332 amino acids)
Molecular function (GO): triacylglycerol lipase activity
Source: RefSeq, a predicted model, not a curated record
CCUGCGCACUGCUAAACAAUGAUUUCAAUUCAUGAAUGAUCAAACCAUGAACUUGAUAUAUAGGACCAUGGAAACAUUGAAUGGUAUGUAUUGAAUUGAAAAAAAUAUUAAAUAGAUAAAAACAUCUUGGGUCUAAGAUGGGACCCGGAGGCCACAACUUGGUACGACGAGUAUUCCCACGCCCUUAUCGCAACUUAAACUGGUCAACCAGACGGAGUUUCCAUGUCCAUCAAGGUAAGUAUAAGGAGAAGCAUCACCUGGACCCACGGUUUGGAAAGUUUGGGCGAAUAAUUGAGGAUGAAUACGCGGUGAUUCGGGAUGAAUACGCCACGCCUAAAAACCCCAUUGUGCUAGCCCAUGGACUCAUGGGAUUCGAUGAAUUACGUCUCGCGGGUCCUUAUCUCCCCGGAGUCCAGUACUGGCGCGGCAUCAAGGAGGCAUUGUCUCUCAAGGGGGUGGAUGUCAUCACCGCGACGGUGCCGCCGUUGGCUUCGAUAGAGGCGCGGGCAGAAGAGUUACGGCGGGCUAUUACCGUUGGUGCCAAGGGGAGGGGCGUGAAUAUUAUUGCUCAUAGCAUGAGAGGACUUGAUUCCCGAUACAUGAUCAGCAGGCUUCAACCUAAAGAGUUCGAUGUUCUCUCCUUGACUACAAUCGCAACACCACAUCGAGGCUCAGCAGUCGCAGAUUAUGUCCUCGAUCAGAUAGGCGUCGAACGUCUACCGCAAAUUUACUACGCUCUUAACCGACUUAAAGUUGAGACUGGGGCUUUUGAACAGCUCACCUGCAAAUACAUGCAGGAAACGUUCAACCCUACUGUCCCUGACCUAGAGAACGUCAGGUAUUUCUCCUAUGGAGCGAUGGCGCAGCCGCACUUCUGGUCCGUUUUCCGCCUCUCACACCGGAUCCUUCAACAAACCGAAGGGCCAAACGAUGGCCUCGUCAGUGUGUCGAGUAGUCGAUGGGGAGGCGAGCAGGGGUACAAAGGGACCCUAGUGGGAGUCAGCCACUUGGAUCUUAUAAAUUGGACCAACAGGUUGAAAUGGCUUGCUGGGGAACUAACAGGCAACAGGCGAAAGUUUAAUGCUAUUGCCUUUUACCUGGACAUAGCCGAUAUGCUAGCCAAGGAAGGCCUUUGAUCUUCCACCGUCUUGGAAGAUCGAAGGAUUAUUGAUUGAUGCCUAGAGGGACACGCAAUCAAAUGUCAGUACUGUGAUACCCGUCAGAAUCGUGUAUGGAUAGUGAAGCACCGGUCACAAAUAAUGUGAUAUCUCCUCAGCUAUUGCAGGCAGAACCCAAACUCGAAGGGGGGGCUAUGAUGACUGUGGCGGUGCUAGUUAUCAUUGGCGUGUUUCGACUUUUGGCUAUUUGAGUCUCACUCUCAACUUUCAAGUCUCGAUCGUCGUGGGCAUCCCGAAUGUGGCGCUGCAGCCAUGCCGAGAAACCGAUCUUACUCCGUAGUUCAUUAUUAGUAACUAGUAGUUGUAGUUAAUUGGUAGUUUAUAGUUAGUAGCCAGU